AUGGAUCCGCUAAGCGCGCUUUCAGUCGCCUCGGGUGUUAUCCAAAUUGUUGACUUUUCAGCAAAGGUGAUCUCGAGAACCCGGGAGAUAUACCUGUCGGCCGAUGGUGCUCUGGAGGAGAACUCGUUCUUAGAAGACGCGACUGCAAAUCUGUCUGAACUCUCCACUGAAUUGACCGAAGAGAUCCGACAAACUGUGUGGGGUUUCCGGUCUAAGGGGAGUGGGUUUGGUCGGAAGAGUGCCGAUGAGCAACUCAUCCAGCUUGCCAAGGACAGUAGAAUGGUCGCGACCAAUCUUCUUGAGAAGCUUGAUCGGGUGAAGCGUAAAAAGGACGGUGGAAAACGAAACGCUCUUAAUCAGGGGAUUCGCAGUAUUCUGGAACAGAAGGAGGUCUCAGGUCUUGCGGACCGGCUUGACCAGAUUCGAAAGCAGGUCGACACUGCAUUACUUCUUUCCUUACGAAAACGCAUAGGCGAAAUUCCAGAGCUCAGAAAAGAAACCACCUCGGCAUUGGAGUAUGAGAAGAAGGCAGAACUCCUCGCCUCGCUUCAAGACAAUGAUUGGAAGCCCACCCAGAAGGGCGAGAUGGUGGAGUUUUCUAAUUCUCUCAUUUUAGCCGUCGACAUGGACGUUGAACAACGUUUUUUCAACAUGAUACUUGCUCGACUAUAUUUUUCUGAUUUACCGGACCGCUACGAAGCCAUCCCGAAGGCGCAUCAAAAUACCUGCGAGUGGAUUUUCGAGGACGAUCCGCAACAAAUCGAGUCGUGCGAAUGGGAUAGCUUCACUAAGUGGCUCUCUGGUACGGACGGGGAUAAUCUCUACUGGAUAGCAGGAAAACCCGGUUCCGGGAAGAGCACCCUCAUGAAAUACUUGUUCAACGAUAGUCGUACAUCCGCCCAGCUGCAGACAUGGGCAGCGGGAAGGCCACUUAUUCAGGCCGGUUUCUUCUUCUGGAAUUCUGGCACUGUCAUGCAGAUGUCGCGGAUGGGGCUCCUUCGGUCCAUCUUACAUUCAUCACUCUCCAACGACAAGAAAACCGUCAUGCAAAUAUUCAACCACCGUUGGCAAAAGUUCGUUGCUUUUGGGGGAGGCCGACAGACCUUUACGUGGUCUGAACUAGUGCAAGCAUUCGAGGCUCUAAUCGCUCCAUCAGAGACGCCGAAAACUUUUUUCUUCGUGGUCGACGGGCUUGACGAGUUUGAUGGCGACCACAAAGAGCUUGUCCAUCUAUUUCUCAAUGCGGCUGAAUAUCCACAUGUCAAAGCCUGUGUAGCCAGCCGACCAUGGUUGGUUUUUGCGGACUCAUUUGAGGAUCGACCUUGUCUUCUUCUUGAGCGACUAACGAAGAAAGAUAUACAUCACUAUGUCACUUCUGCAUUCAAUAACAACAAGCACUAUACGAGACUGAGUAAGCUUGAGCCUGAACGAGCUUCCACCCUUAUCAACGGCAUCGCCGACAAGGCUGCCGGAGUAUUCCUCUGGGUUCACCUUGUAGUACUGUCGUUGCUCGAAGGGCUGUCAAAUGCCGACCGCAUGUCAGACCUGCUUGCGCGGCUAGAAGUCCUUCCCCCGGGGCUCGAGUCGCUAUUCGACCGAUUGCUCAGCGGGCUGGAUCCAAUCUACUUCAAGCACGCUUGCCAGCUAUUUCGUCUAGUAAUGGCGCGCGACCGUCCGCUCCUACUAGAGUUGUGGUUCGCGGAUAACGAAGACCACGACUCCGCUAUGGAGGCGGAAAUCAAAACUCUAUCUCCGGACGAGGUCAUGGACCGACUUGAAACAAUGAACCGCCGUCUUAUUUCGCGCUGCAAGUGCUUCCUAGAAGUAGAGUCCUGGCACGAAGAUCCAAGUGUUGGUUUGUCCACUCAUUCGUAUGUUCGUUUCAUUCAUCGCACUGCGAAAGACUUCCUCCAAUCUAGUGAUAUGUGGAAGACUAUACUCAACGCUACGGGUCAUGAUGCAUUCGACCCCGAACGCCAUUGGGCAAAUGGCUUCAUGGGCAUCCUCAAAGCAGUGAACACUACUUCUGACGCAAAAUGGGAAAACUUCAUCUGGUGUAUCGAAUACGCACUCAUGUUAGAGAACAAGCUCCAGUCUUCUUUCGUCGAUUACCUAGAUGAAGUUAGUCGAGCGGGGAUGAAAAAUUGUGAAGACUAUCGAACCUCCAAAUACGUAAAGCGAGUCGGAUUCGAUACUAUUAGACGCCCUCCUGCUCUCCAAUCAUUCCUCGAUUUCGCCGUUUGGUUCAAUUUGGUGGGGUACGUCCGCGUCAAGGCAAAAACUGCAUCAAGGGACGAACUACUGCAUGCUACUCAAUUCAAAGGCAUCCUGUGGCGCGAACAAAUCGAGGAAUCGUGGCUUGCAGGAAAGGUUAUGCUUACGAAGGCAGGUUUCAUAACGGAUCGUAGCGCUUUGAAGCAAGUUUUAAGCAAUAGUCUCCAGAGCAAGAGCAGUGAAUUACGCAAAGAAAAAUGGGAAAAGACUAAGAGAAGGUUCUUCCUUAAGAAGGUAGAUGCAAGUAAUACCACCUCACAGGAAACUCCUAAGGUGUGAAAUACGAACAGAGAAGAUGACACAUGCCAUCAGACUGUACAUAGCAGCCCAGUUGGUUGCUUGCGGAAUCGCCAAGAGUUCAUCAGAUAGAUUGAAUUGAACAUGAGUUUGUAUUGUAGUGAAUGAGUG
This is a messenger RNA of Mytilinidion resinicola, 2682 nucleotides long. RefSeq lists its product as uncharacterized. Bases 1 to 2553 code for a protein of 850 amino acids. The transcript has 3 exons. NCBI's taxonomy places the organism in Eukaryota, Fungi, Ascomycota, Dothideomycetes, Mytilinidiales, Mytilinidiaceae. The record is from RefSeq and is a predicted model, not a curated record.